Molecule: messenger RNA, 5999 nt
Organism: Gambusia affinis (western mosquitofish)
Lineage: Eukaryota; Metazoa; Chordata; Actinopteri; Cyprinodontiformes; Poeciliidae
Gene: sbk1
Product: SH3 domain binding kinase 1
Exons: 4
Coding region: 674-1972 (432 amino acids)
Biological process (GO): peptidyl-serine phosphorylation; peptidyl-threonine phosphorylation
Molecular function (GO): ATP binding; protein serine/threonine kinase activity
Source: RefSeq, a predicted model, not a curated record
UAUAUUUAUUCAUAGGGUUUUAUAUUAUGUAUUAAUUUAAGAAGAUGUCUCUGCCUAAUUAAUGCAGUUCCAUGUGGGGGCCAGUAGGGUGAGCACCUUUUUUCCCGGGUCCAUGUCCCCCUCUGACCCACCACUUGUGUUCGCCGCUGAUGUUGAACGUCUUGUCGGAUGGAUGUCCGUGUCCCGGCGCUAGGACCCAGCACACGUGAGCGCCUGUAGUGAUCCAGAGGGUGGAGCCGGUGAACAAUGACUGGUAGGACCAGCAGAUGCAGAACAUCUGAACCCGCCUCCCCGCCUCUCGCGCCCCGCUGGACGAACGGACGGACCGGGGCGGACCGACGGCUACGGACGACCCGGGCUCAACCUGAGGGUUUGUUCAGAGAGCCGAGCCGCGGCGGUGUGAAUGAAUGGGCUCCUCUCCGCGUCUCCUGCGAGUGAAAGUGGAAGUGGGUCAUGUGGACCACCGGAGGAGCGGGAGAUAAACACGCAGCCUCCCGCAGCUGCUUGGCCGGUUAACGGCUCCCACAUCCCGCUUCUCACGCUCCGCAUGUGGCUCUGAUUCCUCCGGACAAAGUCUCAAACUGACGGACAAAAUUGGGACUUCAACUUCUCUGUUCUGGAGAAAUAUUUUUGCUAUUUGAAAGCGAAGAUUCGGUUAGUCGGUUCCGAGCAGAUGCAGGACCAUGGAGGAGAGAGGCAGGUCGCCAGCAGCGUGCCACAGAGCGUCAAGGCGAGCCUGUCUCUCUCCCCCUCCGGGCCGGGGCGAGCGGGCAGCGGCGGGGGGUCGCCCACGUCCAAACCGAGCUACUGCGGAGCGGUGCCGGUGGAGGACAUGCAGGCGCUGGCCAUCACCUCGCUGUCCGCCGCGGACGUAGCCAAGCAGUACGAACACAUCCGGGAACUGGGGAAGGGAACGUACGGCAAGGUGGACCUGGUGGCUCACCGCACGCAGGGCACCAAAAUGGCGCUGAAGUUUGUGACGAAGAACAAGACGAAGCUGAAGAGUUUCCUGCGGGAGUUCAGCCUGACGGGUUCUCUGAGCUGCAGCCCGUUCAUCAUCAAAGUCCUCGACGUUCUGUUCGAGACGGAGGACAGCUACGUGUUCGGGCAGGAGUACGCCCCCGCCGGCGACCUUUUCGACAUCAUACCGCCGCAGGUGGGUCUACCGGAGGAGAUGGUGAAGCGCUGCAUGCAGCAGCUCGGUUUGGCUCUGGACUUCAUGCACAGUAAAAACCUGGUGCAUCGGGACGUCAAACCCGAAAACGUGCUUCUGUUCGACCGCGAGUGCCGCCGCAUCAAACUGGCCGACUUCGGCAUGACGCGGCGCGUCGGCUGCAGGGUGAAGCGGGUGAGCGGCACCAUCCCCUACACGGCGCCGGAGGUCUGCCGCGCCAGCCGCGCCGAGGGCUUCCUGGUCACCACCAGCAUGGACGUGUGGGCGUUCGGCGUGCUGGUUUUCUGCAUGCUGACGGGAAACUUCCCCUGGGAGGCCGCCAUGCCGGCCGACGCCUUCUACGAGGAGUUCCGGCGCUGGCAGAAAGCGGGCUGCCCCGCCGGGACCUACCCGUCCCAGUGGCGCCGCUUCACCGACGACGCCCUGCGCAUGUUCCAGAGGCUGCUGGCCGCCGAGCCGGAGAAGCGCUGCGGCGUCAAGGACAUCUUCUGCUUCAUCAAGUACGAGCUGGUGAGCGAGCUGCGGCGCCGGGCGUCCUACCGAGCCAAACGGGGAGAGAGGUCCAGCUCCGGAGUGUGCACCGGCAGCUGCACCGGGUCGUCUUCGCGUUCCUCCGUCAGACACCCGGAGCCGUCCACGCCGCCGGGGACGUCAUGCCUCCGCCCGGCGCCGCUCAAACGCAGCGUCCUGUCCGACCCGCUGUCUCCCAGAGACGAGGCCGGGCAGCACCAGUCCACGGGCCGAGACAAGAACAAGAGCCAGAUGGUCAUGGCGACCGCCAUCGAAAUCUGCGUUUGAGCGCACUGACGGCUCGUAGUUCCGACGGCGUAAAGCAGCCAUUUUAGAUAAUAAAAAAAAAGAAAAGAAAAGAAAAGGUGAAUAAAUAAAGGACUAAAAGUCUGGCAAGAACUCAGAAAUUUUGAGAAUUUCAUAAAUAUUGUAGAAAAACUUUCAUUUUGUGAGCUCCAAAAGUCAAAAAUUUGCACACAAAUUUUUUUCCCAAAAGCUACAAAUUUUCAACUUUUCACUCGGAAAUUUUUAUCUUUCUCCCAGAACAUUUCUGGGGUCAAUCUCAAAUUUUUUGACUUUUUUUUCUAGUAAUUUUCUAAAAAAUUACUAGAAAAAAUUAUUAGAGAAAAACUUCUGGUACCUCAAAACUUCCAUUUUCUCAGAAUGUUUGGCAUUGAUGUCAAAUUUUGUAAAGAAUCUUGGAAAUUUGUGAUUUUCAAAAUUUAAAAAUAUGAUAGAAAAAAAUUGUGAAAUGUUGAAAUGAACCUCAGAAAUUUUUAAGAAAAAAUUGCAGAUGACCUGAAUUUUCAACUUUUAAAACGCUUAAAUUUUUUGACUUGUGAAACUCGGAAAUUUCCAAGUUUUUUGAUUAAAAUAUCUCAGAUUAAUCUAAUGUUUUUGUUGUUGUUUUACAAAUUUUCUCAUGUCCAAAUUUUCCAGUUUUUUCUAGAAAAUUUCUGAGAUAAAACUCAAAAUUUCUGAGUUUCUUGGUGGAAAUGUACUCCAUUUUUUCUUAUCUAAAUGGCUUUAACGCGCCGUUGUAGAGAAGAGGCGUUAAAGGUGACCUAUUAUGCUUUCUUGGACAGGUUAGGAUAAAUAUACGGCCUAUACGAAACAUGUUUACUUUUUUUUUGCACAAAAUCAUUCUUGGAUAAUGAGAUUUUUGUCAGAAUGAGUUCCCUAAUUGUGUUUUGUCACUUAAAAUCCCAAUAAGCUGCUGCUGGCCACGCCCCCCCAAUCAACGUUUACACUCGCGUGAAAAUGGCUGCAAACCGAUCUGCAAUUAUACAGCAGUACAUCUUUGAAAAGCAGAAGUGGAGUCUCCUGUACAACCAACAAGAAUACAGCAAGUGGUUUCUGGAUGUUAAGUCAACAGCUAAACACUUUUACAGCGGUAAAACCAGCUAAGCAAAUGUGCUGGAACUCGGCAGCUGUUGCUAGGUAACGGGGCUCGUCUGGGGUUGCUAGGUAACGGUGUAGCGCCCUUCAAUGUGACUUAACAAGCAGGAGGUUUUUGAAACACUAAAAAACCUGAACUUAUUGCCAGAAAAACGAUUAUUUGAUUUUUUUUAAGAUCUUGUUCUGUUUUUCUAAAAGCAGUAGAAACCCAAAUGGAAGCAGAAAAACAUGUAAAAGGUGAGUUUUGCAUAAAGGGCCCCCUUUAAUGGCUUCCACAGUGACACGGUGCAACAAGAGAGGUACUGAAACGUUAAAGGAGAAGCUCAGGAUCCAAACCCACGCUGGGGGAAACGGAUGCCAUCAAUCAGCGGCGAACUGUCGGACAGCCUGUCAGUGAAACUCAAUUCCUUUUGGGGUUGAUUUGUGACCAAAGACUGAUUCCUGAGCAGAGAAGCCAUGCAGGCGGCGGCGCUCCUCGUUCUGCCAGUCGGACAUUUCCAGCCCAAACGCUUUGUGGUGGUGCUAAUUAUGCUAAAGUUGCUUCACUCCAUGUUCCACAACUUCACUGCUUGCUUAUCUGCAGUAAAAUGUUACAGUAAAGUCAGAUUUCGUCACUUUAUAGCUGCAAACUUUGAGAUUUUAUGUGAACUCAAAGUAGGACUGGGCAACAUGGAUUGAAAAAUUAAAUCUCAUUUUAAUCUAUUUUAUUUUUACUUCAUUUAUGCAAAUGACAAGUGGCUUUUAUUUAUUUAUCUAAUUUUGAUUUUAUUUAAUUAUUUAUUAUUUUGUGACAAAAACACUUAACCCUCUUCGGAAAUCAAUAAUCUUAUCAUCUUUUAUCUCUAUUAUUUCCAUCAGACUUUCUGUGCAAUAAAUUAUUAAACUCUGAGAGUUUUAGUUUAAUAAUGUCAUAUUAGCAGAAUAAAGAUGUAAUUAUACCAGAACAUUUUUAAAAUUACAAAAAGUUAAUCUGAUUGAGCAGCUCGGUCUGUUUUUCUCUUUAAAAUAAACAUUUGUUUGCAGAAUUGUUUCAAAGUUCAGCUACUGAUGAUAAUUUGGAACUAAUUUGUUGUAAGAUGAAAUAUUUCCUUAUUUUUAAAACUGUUACCAAAGUAUAACUUCAGAAGAUGAUCAACAUUCCUCAUAAAAUUAUUCAUGUAUUUUCUUAAUAUUACAACAUCAUUGCUGUAAUUUGAAAAGAAAAUUGUAGUCUCAUCCUAAAACCCAAAUUCAAAGUCCAAAUAAAUAAAAGCUGUAAAAGAUAUUUGUCAAACAAAAUGGCCGCCAGUGACAAAAAUGGUCAAUUUUCCAACAAUUAAAACUUAAAAAAACAAAAAUUUGAUAAACUGAUAAAACUGAUUAAUCGCCCCGCCCUAACUUGAAGAAACCUACUAGGUUUGCACUUGUAGAGAUUUAGUUUUUGUUUGUUUUGAGAAAGAAAAGCAUCUCUGAAGCAUGAUGCUGCCACCACCCAAUCUUUCACAUAAAAUCUACACUGAAGUUUGUGGUUCUGAUGUGACAAAAUAUUGGAGAUUUAAUGUGAGUAAUUUGGGUAAACAAGUCAGAAAGAACAAAUUAAUUAGAUGGUAACUGCAUUUUACUGCCAUUUCUGAGACUUCCUGUUGUCCUCCAGUGCAUAAAACCAGAUUUAUCCAAGGGAAAGAAUUACUAAAGCAGAUAACAACUAAAACCCUCAAUGUAGCAGCUUGGAUGAGACGUGUCUUUAUGACGGUGUCUAGACUCGAGAGACGGACUCUCAGCGCUAAGAAUCAACUCAGGACUCUUCAGUGGAAAACUUCCUGUUUAAUCACUGAUGGAAACUCGUGUGGAGGCUGGAGGACGCAGCUGGCACUUUUCAAUGACUCUCAGCGACUCGUUCUGCAAGGCGCUACGAAACACAGAGAUGUCGCACUCUGGAUGAAAAAUGUGUCUAAAAGUUUUAAAAGCACAACGUCUUUUUUUAUUAGUAAUUACUGUUAGAGAAAGUUAUGACUAAGUUGUACAUAGGUUGAUAUUUGCACCAUAUAAUCAGGUAGUUCAAUGUAGCUGAACUCUUUUUCUACAACAGUGAAGGCGUUUCCAGUUCAUAGUGUAUGUAGCAAAACCUACCAUCAUCGAUCAAAACAUCUAGAUGGGUGAUCUAUAGCGGUGUAGCGUCUUCUGUUAGUUUCACUACCAUACUGUUCUGGUUUUGAUUUCAAUUAAUCUACUUUUUAUCUUCACACAGACUGACACAAGUUAGCAUUACUAAGACGAUAAUGCAUUUAUCUCCAUUUUAUGCUUUGAAAUUUUAAGAAACAUUUUCACCAAAAAUAUGGGAGGGUACAAUUCAGGCUCUCAGAGGAGCUAACGUAGAGUUUCACUUCGCUGGAUGUGGGUGGCGGCCAUGUUGGAUGUUACCUUUGGGCUGCUCGGAGUCCUCCACCUUUCCCAGAUAUCUUACAGUGUUUGCUUGUCAGCUGGGAUACAAAAAGAAUAACAUCAGUUAUUUCAUUUGCUGCCGUUACAAAAUCUCAAAAUUUGUCUAAAAAAAUAUUUUAUAUGGUGUCUUAUUUUAGUGCAACAAUAAACAGCAUUCAAAUCUAAAGGUAUUUUAUUAAUAUAUCUGACCCGGUGAACACAAUAGACAGUGUUUCAGUUUUGCUUUCAUCAAAACCAUUUUGUAACAAAUGACUGUCAUUAGCUGACAUGUGAACUAUUAUUUCUGAUGGACUGUUACUGCAGGAAAUCGUAAAAAUAAUUUAAUUUGAUAUCUGGUCAGGCUAUCCUUCCCUUUAUCCUCUGUAUCCUGAUCCAGUGUUGGACAAUUUUUCUGCCCUCAAAUUAGUUUUAGAAUCUAUUUGUAUAAAAAUGUACAGGCUGUGUCCUUAAAAGAGGUAGAAACAAAAUGUUAAUAUAUGUUGAAAUAAAUUUAUGC